Messenger RNA from Dictyostelium purpureum, 9012 nucleotides. RefSeq lists its product as uncharacterized. Gene Ontology annotation, molecular function: 3-oxoacyl-[acyl-carrier-protein] synthase activity; oxidoreductase activity. The coding region runs from base 1 to 9012 and encodes 3003 amino acids. The transcript has 5 exons. Lineage: Eukaryota; Evosea; Eumycetozoa; Dictyosteliales; Dictyosteliaceae. The record is from RefSeq and is a predicted model, not a curated record. Gene Ontology annotation, biological process: fatty acid biosynthetic process.
AUGCAUAAUAAUAUUAAUAAUAGUUUACCAAAGGAUAUCGCUGUAAUUGGAAUUGGUUUAAGAUUACCAGGUAAUUCAAACAAUCCAGAGUCAUUAUGGAAUAACUUAUUGGAAAGCUUUGAUGCUAUUACACAAGUACCAAAAGACAGAUGGGCCAGUUCCUAUAAAGAUAUGAAUUUAAUUAACAAUAAAUAUGGCGGUUUUUUACAAGAUUCUCAAUGGAAAAAUUUUGAUCCUUUAUUUUUUGGUAUCAGCCCUGCUGAAGCCCCAUUCAUCGAUCCACAACAAAGAUUGUUAUUAUCUAUUGUUUGGGAGUCACUAGAAGAUGCUCACAUAAAGCCAGAGUCAUUAAGAGGAUCCAAUACUGGUGUAUUUGUUGGUGUUUCUAAUAUCGAUUAUUCCAAAAUGGUAUUUCAAGAUAAUUAUAAAAUUGCUCCAUAUACUAUUACCGGAACAAAUACAUCUCUCAACUCUAAUAGAAUCUCAUAUUGUUAUGACUUCCGUGGCCCAUCAAUGACUGUUGACACUGCUUGUUCAAGUUCAUUAAUUUCUGUAGGUUUGGGUGUUCAAGCAAUUCAAAGCGGUGAAUGCGACUUGGCUGUAUGUGGCGGUGUUAAUGCUCUCUUUGAUCCAACUACUUCAAUUGCAUUCAGUAAAUUGGGUGUACUUAAUGAAAAUGGUCGUUGUAAUACUUUUUCCGACCAAGCCAAUGGUUAUGUUCGUUCCGAAGGCGCUGGUGUUGUGUUACUAAAGUCAUUAUCACAAGCUGAAAAAGAUGGGGAUAGAAUCUAUGGUGUAAUUAAAGGUGUAUCCACAAAUGAAGAUGGUUCCUUAAAUAAAAAUUCCCUUACAACUCCAUCAACUGAAUCCCAAUCAAAUAAUAUUAAUAAUGCUAUGAAGAAAUCAACAUUAUCUCCAAAUGAUAUUUAUUAUAUAGAAGCACAUGGUACUGGUACCAAAGUCGGCGAUCCAAUCGAAGUGCAAUCUAUUUCAAAUGUAUUUUCAAAAGAUAGAAAUCAAGUUGAAGAUAUUGAACCAUUAUUCAUUGGUUCUUUCAAAAGUAAUAUUGGUCAUUUAGAAUCUGCUGCUGGCAUUGCUUCUUUAAUUAAAGUUUGCUUAAUGUUAAAAAAUAGAAUCCUUGUACCAUCAAUUAAUUGCUCGAAACUUAACCCAGCAAUACCAUUCGAUAAUUAUAAAAUAAAAGUUGUCAGAGAAGUCCAAAUGUUUCCAAAUAAUAAAACUAUUAAUAUUGGUAUUAAUAGUUUUGGUUUUGGUGGGUCAAAUUGUCAUUUAAUAAUCCAAGAGUAUAAUAAACCAACUGAUAUCAAAUGCAAUACGUUAAUUAGAGAUAGCGAUAAUAAUAAUAAAAAUUAUUUAAUACCAUUUUCAAUGAAUUCCAAAAUUUCAUUAGAAAAAUAUAUAAAUUUAAUUAAGAACAAUAAUUACCACGAAUAUAUAUUUUUUAAGGAUUUUGUAAAAUAUCAAAUCCUUUCAAAACAAUAUACUCUAAGCAAUAGAAUGACAAUCAUUGCUAAUGAUUGGCAGUCAUUAAUUAAAUCUUCAAAUGAAACAUACAGCCAUCAAGAGUUCAGAAACCAAACUGUUGCUAUUACCGAUGGAUCUAUUACCGAUUUGGUCUCUUCUAAUGAGCCAAUUUUAGUUUAUGUAUUUUGUGGUCAAGGCCCUCAAUGGAAUGGUAUGAUGAAAACGUUAUAUCGAACAGAACCUGUUUUCAAGAAUUCUGUUGAUUAUAUUGAUCAAGUUUUAAGCAAAUAUUUUGGGUAUUCAAUUUUCCAAAAGUUUUCAAGUAUAUCUGAUAAUGAUGAUAGUAUUAAUCAUCCAGUAAUUGCUCAGCCAUCUUUGUUCCUUUUGCAAAUUGGUUUGGUAGAAUUAUUUAAAUACUGGGGUAUUUUUCCUUCCAUUUCAAUUGGUCAUUCUUUUGGUGAAGUUUCAUCAUACUACUUAAGUGGCUUGAUUUCAUUAGAAACUGUUUGUCGAAUUGUCUAUGUCAGAAGUUUUUAUCAAAAUCAAACAAUGGGUACUGGUAAAAUGUUAGUAUGCUCCAUUAGUAAUGAACAAUGGCUUAGCGAAUAUUCAACUCUAUUCAGUGAUUUAGAAAUUGCAUGUAUUAAUUCAUCAGACUCUAUUGUUGUAACUGGUAAUGAAUUAAGAUUAAAAGAGUUUGCAAAUAUCUUAAAUGAAAGCCAAAUAUUCAAUACAUUUUUAAGAUCUCCAUGUUCAUUCCACAGCAGUAAACAAGAAAUAAUAAAAGAUUCAAUCUUUUCUGAACUUGUAAAUGUAGAGUCUAAAGAAUCCACCGAAAUCCCACUGUUCUCAACUGUUACUGGUGAAUUAGUUAACGAACCUCUUUCUGCCACUACAAUUUAUGAAAAUGUUAGAAAACCCGUACUAUUCAAAAAUUCAAUCGAAAGUUUAAUUAAAUUUUAUCACCAACAACAACCAAGCCAACAAAGACAACUUAUUUUCAUCGAAAUUGCCCCACACCCAACUCUUGGAUCAUUAAUAAAGAAAACAAUUCAAGAAAGUGUUGUUCCAUUCAAAACACAACCAUUGAUUAUCGCACCAUUAAACAGAAAAGAAAAUCAAGAUAUUUCAAUUAAGAAAUUAAUUUCACAAUUAUAUUUUAAUGGUAUAAAUAUUGAUUUCAAAUUUCAACUAGAUCAAGAUGAAAAUCAAGAUAGCUCAUUUAAAGAAACUACAAAUUCUUUACCAAGAUACCAAUGGGAUGACAGCGAAGAAUACUGGGCUGAACCAUCACAGUCAAAAAAGAAUAGAUUAGAAGGUCCAUCAAGCACUUUACUUGGUUAUAAAAUUAUCUAUUCAUUCCCAGUUUACCAAACUGUUUUAGAUUUACAAAACUCAAAUUUCUCAUACCUUUUAGAUCACAUUGUUGCUGGUAAACCUGUAUUCCCUGGUGCUGGAUAUAUUGAUAUUAUUAAUCAAUUUUUUGUUCAAACUUCCGAUAUUCCACUUUCUAAUGAAAUUAUUAGUAUUGAAUCAAUUCAAUUUCUCCAACCAUUAAUGUUAAAUCAACAUAAAUUAACCACUCUUCAAAGCUUAUUUGAACCCACCAAAAAGUCCUCAUUUUCGGUAUCUUUCUUUUCAAAAGAUGAAAAGGAUGAUCAGAUUUGGGUAAACACAUGUAAAGCCAAAGUAACACUAGAGCCAAUGGAGUUAUCUCAAAACAGAGUCGAAGAUUUGGAGUUAUUAAAAUCACAAUGUAAUAUUACACAACUUGACAAAAAAGAUCUCUAUGAUAAAAUUUCAAAGGAUUUAGGUCUUUUUUACAACGAUGCUUUUCAAAUUGUUCAGUCUAUCCAUACUGGUGUAAAUUGUUCUUUUGCUACACUUCAAAUGCCAGAAUCUAAUGUUACCCAUUCCAGCAUCUUAAAUAGUUGCUUUUUAGAUAACUGUUUCCAUGGUCUUUUAACUCUUAUCAACGAAAAGGGUUCUUAUGUUGUAGAAAGUGUUAAUUCAAUUGCUAUCUUUUUAGAGAAUAUUAGUGUUGAUAGUGUUAAUUCCCCAUUCUAUCUUGAAACUAAAAUAAUCAAGUCUUCGCCAUUUUCUACAGAAGGAACAUGUAGAUUAUUUAACAAACAAGGCAAAUUAAUAUUAUCAAUUGGAAAAUUCACCAUCAAAAGCACCAAUUUGAAACCAAAAGUUAUUAAUCAAUUAGAAACACCAUUAAAUGAAACAUUUUCAAUUGAAUGGCAAAGCAAAGAUAGUCCAAUUCCUCCAGCCAAAGAGUCACCUAUAAAAUUAGAUUCAUUAGAACUAUUUAACAAAUCAACAAUUUUAAAGGAUCAAGACUUUGAAAUAUAUUGCUCAUGUUUAAUAUUCAAUCAAUUGGUUCAAUACAAUCCUCUAUUUAAAGUAUUGGCAACCAAUUUUAUUCAAGAUCAACAAGAUGAUGCUAAUGAAGAAAACUACUGUUUAUCAAUUAUGAAAGAGCUUGGUAUCUCAAUCGAUUACCAAAGAUUUUUCUUUAGAAUUUUAAAAAUUGUUAAAUUAAAUUUUAGCAAUCUUCUAUCUAAUCAAAAAGAAAUUGAUCAAUUAAAAGAUUCAAUUAAAUCAAAGUUCUAUGGUAACAGUAAUAGUGAAGAUUUAGAGUUCCAAUGUAUAGAAAAGGUUUCAAAUAUUAUUCCAAAGCUUUUGUUUGAAAAUGAUAAACAAUCUUCAAUGACCCUUUUCGAAAACUCAUUAUUAACCAAGUUCUAUGGCCAAUCAAUUUCAACAAGAUUCUAUUUAGAAUAUGUUGCUUCUUUAGUCUUGGAAUCAAUUAAACCAAUAGUAAGAGAGAAAAGAGUUUUUAAAAUACUCGAAAUUGGUGCUGGCACUGGUUCACUUUCAAAUAUUGUUUUAGAAAAACUCAACAAGUUUUUAUCAAUUAAUAGUGAUAAAAAUAUUAUUGUUGAAUAUAAUUUUACCGAUAUUUCAUCAAGCUUUAUUAUAGGUUUACAAGAGACAAUGGUCACCAAGUAUCCAAAUAUUAGCUUUAAAUUUUCAGUACUUGAUUUAGAAAAAGAUAUUAAGGAUCAGGAUUUCUUUUAUUCAGACUAUGAUAUCGUUUUAAUGGCCUACGUCAUCCACGCUGUUAGUAAUAUUACCUUUGCUGUAAAACAAAUUUACAAUUUAUUAUCACCAAGAGGCUGGCUUUUAUGUAUUGAACCAAAAGCAAAUAUUGUCUUCAGUGAUUUAGUAUUUGGUUGCUUUGGUCAAUGGUGGAAUUAUCAAGACUCCAUAAGAACAUCUCACUGCUCAUUAGAAUCUGAACAAUGGAAACAAGUAUUGUCUGAAAAUGGUUUCCCAAUGAACUCAUUUAUUGGAUCAUUAGAAAGCAACUCACAUUCUUUCAUCAUUCAUAGCCAAAAAGAAUCAAUUACACAAAUUAAAUCAAGUUCAAAAUUAUCUAUUGAAAAAAUUUCAUUCGUUGUUAAUGAAAAUCAAAAACUUAUGGAGCCACUUUUGAACGACGCUAAUACUAUUUCAAUGAACCCAGUUGAAAUAAUCAAAUUAAAUCAAUUAGAUGUUGAAAAACUCUCCAUAAGUUCAGUUGUUUUUUUCAUGGUUGGUUUGGAAUUAAUGGAAACUUAUAAAGAAGAGCUAUAUCAAUUCAUUCAACUAUUAAAUCAAUUAAGUUUAUCAAACUUUAAUGGAAAGGUCGUCCUUGUAACCAAACAAUCAUUUUUAACAUCGAGAAACUAUUUCUCUCGUUCUUUAGUUGCAAUUGCUCGUUCUGCUAUGAAUGAAUAUUCAAACCUUGACAUAGUUUCUAUCGAUUUGGACUCAAAUGACUACAAUUUAAAUUCAUUACUUGUACCAAUACAAUCAAGAUUUUCUGAUAAUGAAUUUAUUUAUAAAAAAGGAAUAUUAUUUGUUUCAAGAUUUUUCAAAAACAAUUCAAAACUUUUACUAUCUAGCCAAUCAUUUGAAACUAAUGAUAAUAACAUGUAUCAAACAACUUUAUCUGAUUUAUCAAUAAUCAGAAAAGCUAAAGAUGAAUUGUCAAAUAAUGAAAUCGAAAUUAAAGUUAAAUCAGUUGGUAUUAAUUUUAAGGAUAAUUUAUUCUAUAAAGGUUUAUUACCACAAGAAAUAUUUAGAAAAGGCGAUAUCAAUAACCCACCAUUUGGACUAGAAUGUUCAGGUAUUAUUUCUAGAAUAGGUAAUGGUGUAACUGAAUUCAAAGUUGGUGAUCAAGUAUUUGGUUUUGCAAGACAUUCAUUAGGUAGCCAUGUUAUUACAAAUAAAGACUUAGUUAUUAAAAAACCAGAAUCAAUUACCUGGGACCAAGCUGCCAGUAUCCCAGUUGUCUAUUGUACCGCCUAUUAUUCUCUAUUUAAUAUUGCUCAUUUAAAUGAUAAUAAUGAAUCAGUAUUAAUUCAUUCUGCAACAGGUGGUGUAGGUUUAGCCUCUUUAAACCUUUUAAAAAUGAAGAAAUUUGAAAAUGUAUAUGCAACAGUAGGUUCUGAAGAAAAGAAACAAUAUUUAGAAUCAAACUAUUCAUUUAUUAAAUCAAUAUUUUCAACAAGAACAAAGGAAUACUCUGGUCAACUAGAAAACAAAGUUGAUGUUAUUUUAAAUACCCUCUCUGGUGAUUUUAUCGAAAGCAACUUUAAAUCAUUAAAAUCAUUUGGUCGUUUAAUAGAUAUUUCUGUUACACAUAUUUAUGCUAACCAACAAAUAGGUUUGGGUAAUUUUAAAUCUGACCAUCUCUAUACUGCUGUCGAUUUAGAAAGACUAAUUGAUGAAAAGCCAUUACUCUUAAAAUCAAUUCUUUCAAAAGUAACCAAUGAAAUUGAUAAUGGAAAUUUAGAAUUAAUCAAAAUCAAUCAGUUCAACUCAAGUGAAGUUAAAACUGCCGUAGAAUCAUUGUCAAAUAGAUCUCAUAUUGGAAAAAUAGUUGUUAGUAACUGUGAAAAUAUGGUAUCAAGCUCUGAAAGUAGAAUCCAAAAAAAGAAAUACGAUCUUAAACUAGAUUCAACAAUUCUUAUUACUGGUCAAAGUGGUCUCUCUAUCCCACUAAUAGAAUGGCUUUUAACCCAUUCUAUUGAUUCGGUUAGUAACGUAGUAAUAAUUUCAAAAUCCCCAAUGAAAUGGAAAUUACAAAACCUUGUAUUUAAAUUUAAAAAUGUCAAAUUUAAUUAUAUCCAAGCAGAUAUUUCAAACUACGAUGAAAUCUAUGCAUCUUUAAAAUCAUUACCAGAUUUACCCCCAAUCAAAUCAGUUUUCCAUCUCGCAGCUUGUUAUAAUGAUGUCCCAAUGAACCAGGUUACAAUGGAUACUAUUGAAUCAGUUCAUAAUCCAAAAGUAUGUGGCUCAAUUAAUUUACAUCGUCUAAGCAUUUCUUUGGGUUGGAAUUUAUCCCACUUUAUACUUUUCAGCUCGAUCACUGGUAUUACUGGUUAUCCAGACCAAUCAGUCUAUAACUCUGCAAAUAUUAUUUUAGAUGCUCUCUCUAACCAUCGUAGGGUAAUGGGUUUACCAUCUUUUGCUAUAAACUUAGGUCCAAUGAAAGGUGAAGGCAAAGUUUCAGAUGUUAAAGCAAUUAAAAAACUUUUUAAAUCAAGAGGUCUUCCAUCAUUAUCUUUAAAUAAAUUGUUUGGUUUAUUAGAAGUUGUUAUUAAUAACCCACUAAAGGCUGCUAUUCCAUCUCAGUUUAUUUGUAGUCCAAUAGAUUUUAACAACUAUCUUGACACAUUCAAAAACAUGAAUACCAAAUUAUCACAUUUAUCUAGUGAUAGUAUUUCUAAAGAUAAAGAGAAAGAAAGAGAAUUAUUAAGCGAUUCUGUUAGUAUCAAGGAUAAAGUCCUUGAAAAGGUUUCAGAACUUUUAUCAAUUCCAAUUUCAAAAAUCAAUAUGGAUACUUCCCUCAAAAUGUAUGGUCUAGAUUCCCUUUUAAGCGUUCAAUUCAAGAGUUGGGUAGAUAAUCAAUUUGAAAAAGGAUUAAUUAAUCAUCUGGAAUUAUCAUCAAUCACUGUAAACUCUUUUAUCGAAAAAGUAAAUACUAAAUUUGGAGGUUCUUCAGUUCAAAAACAACCAAUUACAAUUGUUAAAGUUAUUGAAACACCAACUGCAACUCAAACAACUGUUCCAGCAAUUGAAUUACCACAAAAACCAGUAAAUAUUAAAACUCUAAGUUGUCCUUUAUCUAUUAAAACACCAAUUCUAUUACCUUCAAAUGAAUUAUCAGUACCAUUAUUUAAAUCAACUGCUUCAUCACCAGAGUUAUCAAUGACAACUCCACCAAUUGUUAACAUAAGAAAUUUAAAUAAUAGCAUUUUGGACACCCCACCACUUGAAAGUCGUAAAAACCAUGUACGUCUUAUUACAUCUAAUAUUCAUGCACCAUCACAAUUACAAACAAUUCAUCAACCAAAACAACAACUUGCAUUCAAAACCAAUAACAAUGCAUUUAUUUUGGGCUUAGGUAACUCUGUACCAGGCGAACCAAUUUCACAAGAAAAAUUAAAAGAAUCAAUAUCAAAUGAUUUUUCUAAUGACCCAAAAACAAAUGAAAAAGUAAAAAGAAUCUUUGAACAAUCGCAUAUAAAAACAAGAUACCUUGUUAGAGACUAUACAAAAGAAGAAAAUUCAAUUAAGUAUCGUUCAAAAGAAUCAAUCACUGAUGUUAAUGAAGCAUUUAAAGAUUGUGUACCAGAUUUAGCUGAAAAAGCAUGUACCAAAGCAAUUGCUGAUUGGGGCGGUAAUAAAGAAGAUAUUACACAUAUCAUGUCUGUUUCAUCCACUGGUGUCAUCAUCCCAGAUGUUAAUUUUAAACUAAUUGACAAACUUCAACUUAAUCAAGAUAUCGAAAGAGUAUCACUAAAUAUGAUGGGUUGUUUAGCAGGUCUUUCAAGUUUAAGAACAGCAAGCUCACUCGCCAAAGCUUCACCAAGAAAUCGUGUUUUAGUAGUUUGCACUGAAAUUUGCUCACUCCAUUUUAACAAUACUGGAGGUGGUGAUCAAAUGGUUGCAAGUUCUAUUUUUGCCGAUGGUGCAGCUGCCUAUAUUGUUGGUUGUUCCCCAAAAAUCAAUGAAACACCGUUCUUUGAAGUUAUUCAAUCAAUUAAUCGUGCAACUCCAAAUACUGAAAAUGCAAUGGUAUGGGAUUUACAAAAAGAAGGCUGGAACUUAGGUUUAGCUAGCAGUAUUCCCCAUGUAAUAGGUGAAGGUAUCGAAAAAUUUGUUAAUGACCUUUUAUAUAAAGCAAAAUCUCAAGUAUCAUCUCUAUCACCAAAAGAAUGCGAAUUUUUAAUCCAUACCGGAGGUAAAUCAAUUUUGAUGAAUAUAGAAAAUGCAUUAGGAAUUGAUCCAAAGAUGAAUAAACACACCUGGGAUAUUUAUCAUGCAUAUGGAAAUAUGUCAUCGGCUUCAGUUAUAUUUGUAUUAGAUCAUGCUCGUAAAAGUAAAAACUUACCAACAUAUUCAAUUUCAUUAGCUUUUGGACCAGGCUUAGCUUUCGAAGGUUGUUUAUUAAGAAAUCUUGUAUAA